CAAAAAUCACCACUUUUUCCCCACAGUUGCUUAUUUUUCAGAAUUUUUCAGCUUUUGCUUCUUCUACUUUGGUAAUAGCAGUAUCAGAAUGUUGGUUCUGCAUGUUACCAUGACAGGUUGUGUGGCAUGUGGAGUAAAGCUGUGUGUGCUUUCUGGGAGUCACAAGGUUUAACAAACUCUCUGAUGAAGCAUCAGAUUGUAUAGAUUUUGUACCUGUGCUUUACUGUCCCAUUGGUUUGGUCACUCUGUGCUACUGGGAUGUAAUAUAAUGAAUUUUAAAGCUGGGAUGUGAGUGAACAUCUAGCCUGAGCAGCUAAGAUAUUGUCCUGAAAUCCUCUUGGGAUAGUCAUCCCAACAUUGAAUCACACAUGCAUUAGACAAGUUUAGGAAGAGAACUCCCAAGACCAGCUCAGGCUUUGACAGUGAGAGGGUAAGGCUAUUGCCAGAAAAUGGGAUGAUUAGGGUGCAACACAGGAGACUGAAUGCUGCAAGGGAUAUUUGGGAAGAGUGCUCCAAAGGAGCACUUCCAGUGAAAUCCAGGUGAGGUUUGUUGCCAAAGCCAUUAAAGCAUAAUGGUGCCAGAAAAAGCUGCCAACAGAUGUGGGAAUAAUGGCACCUAUGGGUGUGCUGUCAAUGGAUGGUACUGCCAGGAUGAUUUUUUUAUUUUAUUUUAAUGGUGACAUUGCUAAAAGUAUUUAAGGGUAAUGUUAUAGAAAGUGUUUUAGUGAGUGAAGUCACUGAGUUCCAGGAACCAUUAAGCAAAACCUGUUUCAUGACUCUACUAUUUAUUAUUUUAAAGCUUGAUGGCAAACCACUUAAUGCUGGAAAAGCAGGCUGCAACCUGUAUUAAAGCGUGCUACAGGUGGACAAGGAAACCACCCUACUGAACUGAAUAACCCAAGGUAGUUUCUGGACGUUGUACACAUUUCAUGUGCACCAUGAUAAAUUAAUGCAACUCCAUGGAUCAGCAGAGCUUGUAAACAUUGAAUUAAAACGCUGGAGCUCAGAUCUUCUGUCGUACUCCCAUGCCCAGUUCUUACUGAAGACACUGUUUCUUUCGUUUAAAUGCCAGUCUGAGGAGCUGGACCUUCAAGCUUUCUGUGCUCCCAUCUCACGUCUGUGAUCUUGACAAUAGGUUUUUGGAUCAGUUCUCAGAUCUAGAUCUCUCCCUAAUAAAACAGUCUAGCUCAGGUCGCAGUGUAAAGCAAGGGCAUUCUUUUUGAAUCAUAGACUUACCUUACAAGACUUCCAAAUAAAGGAGAGAAAAAGCCUAUUCCUUCCAUAAUAAUACUUGCAGAUUCAUAGUGAGUCCAUUGGGCCAUGAUUUUCAACUUGUGUAUCCCAAGAUCUGUUUUAAAUUGUGUUUAAGCCAGCUGCCUGCUCCUGACUUUUUCCAGAGAAGUGCACAGCUACAGUAAAUACCAGCUACAGUAGUUGGAAGGAGGGGAUCAAUGUAUAAUUUUCCUUCCACAUUCUGGGAUUUAUUGGUCCCACCUUCUUCACAUGGGGAACUUCUGAUGUUAAUUUUCUUUUUUGUUUGUUCAUUUGUUUUUAAGUCCAGACCUAAAUUUCACUAUCUCUUACAGAGCUAUUACUGGCCGUUAUUGUUUUUAUUAUUCCAUGGCUUCUCUGGGAAGAGAAGGAUGGGCAGGACCUCAGUGACAUUGCCAGAGCAAAUCAUCAGUGGCCGUGUCUCCCCCUUAGGAGGUCACAGGAAACAGGUGGCUGUGUUAAUUGUCCUCACUCCCAACUCUUGUCCUUCCUGGAGGGAAUUUAGAAGUGGUCAGGAAGUGUCAAGCCUACUGCACAGGCCUGUGUCCCCCCAGGCUCACUGCUUCAGGCAUUCAUAAUAAUUUGAGGUAUGUGCCAGGCAAGGGAGACUGUCUGGGAAUCCUUACUGUCGUUUUUAAGCUGAGUGGCUACCUGGCUGGGAGGGCUGAAUGCUGUUGCUGCAGAGCAUGUUUGAGAUUGCAGCUGGAAUCCAGCAAAAUAACAAAGAAUUCCAUUAAAAAAAAAGUAUCUCCCUAUCAUAUACUGUUUCCCUUCUUUCAAGAUAUUAAUAAAAAGUCCUAGGUAAGCAAACUACAAAAACUCAAGAGGUGCAUGAAAUAUUUCUGGAAACUCUGAUCCACUUUUAUCUGGUGGGUUGAGUAUGGAGAAUGUCAGUGUAUUUUCUGCUUAGGCCAGUUUUAAUUGUCUUUGUUGCAACUGCACCAUCAGUAGUCAUGGAUCUCUAAAUGGCACUCAGUCCUGUGCUUUGGAAAAUCAGUUAGUGUUUUGCCUCUUUAUAUGAGCUUCUUGUUAACAACUUGCUCGAUGUUUUUAGCAGUGAAGGUGCACAGCAUUGCUGAGUAUCUCACUGCAAAUGUGGCACCCAGUGCUGUAAAGCCAGAUUUUGAAUUACCAGUAAUGUUUUUAUAAAGUGUCUUUUGUAAAGUGUUCACUCACAUUGGAAGUGAUGUUAGUUGAGUAAUAAACAUACUAGUUAUUUAUCUGCCAUAUGCAUUUGGGGUGAAAGCUCUUGAGCUUCUGCUCAGGUGUACUCUUGAUAUUACUAAGACUACUUGGCUAAAUAAGGUGGGCUGCAGGAUUGUGUGGCUGGUGAAUCACACUGGUUUCUGAAUUACUCUCAGAAAAUACCAGCCUGAAAUGCUAGCAGAUAAUGAACACAUUGUGCUUGGACUGGUACAUUAUUUAAAGAAUAGCAUUUUAAAAUAGAGUAUUUUGUAAAAUGUUAGUUUAAGAACCACUUUGCAAUUUACUUCCAUCAAACCCAUUGUACCAGGAAAAAUACCUCCUUCAGAAGGGAAAAGGUGUCAGUAUUGUGGAAGAAUAUCUGAUUUUUAUCCAGCUAUUUGCUAUUUAAGCUCCCUUCUUUUCAAUGCAAGGAGAUCAGCUGACAACAGCAGCAACCAAAUCAUGUUUGCAGCUGGGCAAUUACAGUAGACCCUAAGAUCUGCAACUGUCAACCAUGAACGCAGAUGCCUUCAAAGUUCUGUUUUUCUUCCAUGUGGAAGUCGUUGGCAUGGAACAGAUGCCUUCAUUUUGGAGAAACCAACCGCUGGAUAUAAUUGGUUCUCUCUUGUCUUGUCCUCUAGGGACAGUCUCUCACAGAUGAAAUUAGAUGAGAGGAAAAAAGAAAAGACACAGGCACACACACUCGCACAUGACAUGAAGCAGGAGUUUUCAGGAUCCUUCUCUGUUUUGUCACGUGGAACUGUUUUCAGCUGGAAGAUUUCAUUCCAUUUUUAGCACUCUACACACACACGAUGAUGAUGCUAUAUGAAAAACAUGCAAAUGAAAAUAUGUAUCUGGCCAAAGUUUAUUAUUAAUCUAGGCAUGCUUGUUUAGAAAUAAGACAAGCAUAUCCAGCCCAUAUUACUUCAGCAUUAAAUCUUAACUUCAAUAUCUAUUAUUGCUGCAGUCUCAGAAAUUUGAAGUUAAGUCUCAGAAGAGACAAGAUGCUUUAAGAAUUGUUUAGUUGCAGUUGUGGAAUCAAAGUAUUUUUAUCAAAUGAUUUGGUAGUUAUUAACAUGGGAGGAAAAAACCAAGUAGCAGAUUUUAAAAUUCACCUAACAUUACAGGCAUUCAAUUAGGAAAGCAUCUUUACAGGAACUUUAGCAGUUAGUCUGAUGGACACCUGUGAUGUGCUAUUUCUGGGAGCCCUGUAGUAGGAUACUGAAGUGACUGUGUCCUCUUACUGCAGGCACCUAGAAUGAGAUGAUGGCAAUGGACUUAGAGGCUGUGUGAGAGAGGAAGAAUCUGCCUAGUCUGUGCCUGUCAUAAGGUUUCUGUCAUCCCCUUUCUGCCCUGGUGUACCAGCUACGAAAAUCCUUAUGGUUUGUGUUACUUAAUUAUACUAUUAAAAUAAGUUUAUACCAACUUUAGGUUACCUUAAUAAGCUCAGUUGUGAACUGUGACAGUCAGGCAGUGCUGUGUACUCUUGGGUAGACUGGGUACAUCCAGGAGGUGGGUGCAGCAGGGAUUGGGGCCUGCCAGGAAGUAAAACUGCCACUGCUGGUACCUAAGACCCUGGAAGCUUCCUCUGUGAAUGUCUGUUCUUUCUUAAGUUUUAUUUCCUAGUACAAGUUGAGGGUUUUUUUUUUUUUUUUUGUUAUUUUUUUUAAUAUAUAUUGCAGUUUGUUGAUCAGUCCCUAUUUUACAUGAUGCAUUUACUACUGCUGUAGCAGUGGUGUCACCAGCAGUGAAAACUGUCAGGAGUUACCUUGGUCUGGAUAGUAGGUAGAAGGCAGUCGGCAGUUCAGACUCUUGAUGUAGCUGGAUAGGUGCCCUGAGCUGUGGUCCUUUGUUUCCUGCUAACUCCCGGGAGCUGUGUGGGUGGAGGGCGUUCACAGGGACUUUCAGCAGUUAGAAGGAAGCCCCAGGUAAACUUGUUUUUGAACUGAUGACUCUUCAGCUUUUAUAAAGGGAAAUUCUUUGCUGUAGGACUCCAGUUCUGAUUCGCUGAACUUGAGUGCGACAGCGUGCUUGCUCUUACCAUUGUAUUUCUGAAGAACCACAUAUUAAAGGGAGGAUUUAACUGGGGAAGUGCUUAGGUGAUGAAGGGAUUUCUGGCAGUAACUAGGAAGUACAAUAAUGGUUGGUUUCAUUUGAGGCUGAUCCUGAUAUUUGUAGUCUUUACAUCCUAUUAAUUCCUUGAAAGAUAAGCUGAUACAAGAAUGAUUUGCCAGAGCCAACGGCUCUUCUAAAAGUCUUGGCUCAGGUUGUAUCCCCCUUCUCUACACAUACAAGAUAAAAGCACUGUGAAUAUGAGGUUAACUGAAUUCAAAUAGAAGACUCUCUAGAGUUAUUGCAUUCCUUAGAAAAUAAAUACAUUUCUCAUAUGGUUGAGGUUGAUCAAAAAAGUAUUCUGUAUGCCAGUGAUUACAUUCCCAUCUGUGAUUAAGGUUUUCUGUCUGCAUCUGGUUUUCACAUUAUAUUUCUGUAACAAGAAUCCUUUAUAUGGCAGAGUUCACUCUCUGUAUUUUCUAUUAGCUGCAGCUUGAACUACUGCACGGAUCGCAGAUUUACACAUGUGGUUUUCAUUACUUCAUACCAUUGAGAAAAAGUAAUAUUUGUUUGGGAAAGUAUGUUUUUCAAAAUUUCCAUGGUAAUGCAACAUGUUGAUCCUUUUUUAUAAUACUCAUGUAAGACUACAAAUUGUUUGAGGCAUUCUGCUUUCAGUGAAGUUCAGACAUUAGACAAUUUUGUAUGCACAUUUGAACAACAGCAGCAGUUUACAAUUCAGGAAGCAAAAAUACAUUUAAAGAAGGAGAUUAGUGUAGAAUGGGUAUAGCAAAAUUCAUCCGUCACUUUGGAAAAUGUGGCAUAUAGAAAAAAUGAAUGUGGGCCUGAAACAAAGGGAGAGUAGUAAAUUGAGGUGAUGUCUUCAUUGUAAAGUGGAUGACAGAUUUUUUUUUUUUUUAAAUAAGAACAUUUUUACGGUAAGAUGUUUAAAAUCUUUUACCAGCCAUGAAAAAGGAGUAUGCUAUUUGGCAGACAGAAAUAUUGAAUUUUUAUAUAUUACAUAGUUUAACGUAUUUGACCAUAAUUGUUUCUAGUGGCCAAAUUAGAAAAGGUUAGAAAAACACGCAUAUAUCAUUACAGAUCUCUGCUGUGUAACACUGAAUCCAAGAUAGGAUGCUAAUUUAAUAUUCCACUAUAAGACAGUAUUUUAGCCAGAUUGUGCUAUUGUCACUUGGUAGAAAACUUAAUGUUUAAAUUAUCUCAGUGAAAUUUAUUGGGCCACUUGGUCAGUGGAGAAUUUUUAAGUUUUGGUAGAGGCGUGGGCUUAUGACUGUAAAAAUCAGAUCAAACAACAAUUCAGAGAAUGCUGUAUGCAUUUAUGGAAAUUAAAAGUCUAGGCAAUUGAAAAGUACACAAUUCAUGCAAGGGCACAACUGAAAGGUAAAUUUAUUGCCUAUGUAAGAACAUUGUGACAACUAGAGAAUUACAUAGAAAAUAAAAAUAAUUUUAUAAAAGUAGUUAUUGUACCAAGUUGUGGAGUCCUAACCACAUUUUGGAGUUUAUUUUCCAAAUGCCAGAGGCAGUUGUGUCACUUUAAGAGCUCCACAGUUGCCAAGUUCCGAGUAGAGCCCUGCAGUCCUUACCACUUGUUUUCACUGAAAUCAGUGGAAUUUUGGCUUCUCUCAGGACUGUGGGGAAAUGUCCGACCAAGACCACUGGAAAGAAAGGAGGGACUUUGGUGAACUCCUUUGUUCUGUAACCUAACUUGGGAAGAAAAGAUUGAUCUCUGGGCUGGUGAACAUAAUAUCUGUCCCAGUCAGAAAAGGAAAGAGGAAAUUAGCAGAGCGGUUGGUGGAGAAUGAUAUCUGUCAAAAGAAACACUUGGAGAGCACUGAGUUUAGUGAUAGGUGACUGCCGGAAAAAAGGGAACUUUGAAUUUUGCCAAGAUCGCACUGAGAAGCAUUCCACAAUGCCAGACUCACCUGUGGAUGUGAAGACACAAUCCAGGCUGACGCCUCCAACCAUGCCACCUCCUCCCACUACCCAAGGAGCUCCAAGAACCAGUUCAUUUACGCCCACAACGUUAACCAAUGGCACUAGCCAUUCACCAACAGCGUUAAAUGGAGCUCCGUCUCCUCCUAAUGGCUUUAGCAAUGGGCCAUCCUCUUCCUCUUCCUCUUCUCUGGCUAACCAGCAGUUACCGCCAGCUUGUGGAGCUAGGCAGCUCAGCAAACUGAAGAGAUUUCUUACAACCUUACAGCAGUUUGGCAAUGACAUUUCACCAGAGAUUGGGGAGAGAGUGCGUACCCUUGUGCUAGGACUUGUGAAUUCUACUUUGACAAUUGAAGAAUUUCAUUCCAAACUGCAAGAAGCUACUAACUUCCCACUGCGACCUUUUGUCAUCCCGUUUUUAAAGGCCAAUCUGCCCCUGCUGCAGCGGGAGCUGCUGCACUGUGCAAGGCUAGCCAAGCAGAACCCAGCCCAGUACCUCGCCCAGCACGAACAGCUGCUUCUGGAUGCCAGCACCACCUCACCUGUUGACUCCUCAGAGCUGCUUCUCGAUGUGAACGAAAACGGGAAGAGGCGAACUCCAGACAGAACCAAAGAAAAUGGCUUUGACAGAGAGCCUUUGCACUCAGAGCAUCCAAGCAAGCGGCCCUGCACUAUUAGCCCAGGCCAGCGGUACAGUCCAAAUAAUGGCUUAUCUUAUCAGCCCAAUGGUCUGCCUCAUCCCACCCCACCUCCACCUCAGCAUUACCGUUUGGAUGAUAUGGCCAUUGCCCACCACUACAGGGACUCAUACAGACACCCCAAUCACAGGGACCUCAGGGACAGAAAUAGACCUAUGGGGUUGCAUGGCACACGUCAAGAAGAAAUGAUUGAUCACAGGCUAACAGACAGAGAAUGGGCAGAAGAGUGGAAACAUCUUGACCAUUUGUUGAACUGUAUAAUGGACAUGGUGGAAAAAACCAGGCGAUCUCUCACUGUCCUACGGCGAUGUCAAGAAGCAGACCGUGAGGAGCUGAAUUACUGGAUACGGCGGUACAGUGAUGCGGAGGAUUUAAAAAAAGGUGGAAACAGCAGCAGUAGUCAUUCCAGACAGCAGAGUCCAGUGAAUCCAGAUCCAGUUUCAUUAGAAUCUCAUCGGGAAUUCCUUCACAGGCCUGCAUCUGGAUACGUGCCAGAGGAGAUCUGGAAGAAAGCUGAGGAAGCUGUCAAUGAAGUGAAGCGGCAGGCCAUGGCCGAGCUGCAGAAGGCCGUGUCGGAGGCCGAGCGGAAGGCUCACGACAUGAUCACUUCCGAGAGGGCCAAGAUGGAGCGCACUGUUGCCGAAGCCAAGCGCCAGGCGGCGGAGGAUGCCCUGGCUGUCAUCAAUCAGCAGGAGGAUUCAAGUGAGAGUUGCUGGAACUGUGGCCGGAAAGCUAGUGAAACCUGCAGUGGUUGCAACACAGCACGAUACUGUGGCUCAUUUUGCCAGCACAAGGACUGGGAGAAGCACCAUCACAUCUGUGGACAGACCCUCCAAGCCCAGCAGCAAGGAGAGACACCAGCAGUGAGCUCCUCCGUGACGCCCAGCAGCGGGGCCGGGAGCCCCAUCGACACUCCACCAGCAGCUACUCCGAGGUCCACCACCCCGGGAACCCCAUCCACCAUAGACGCGACUCCUCGCUAAAACUGAACUCCAAACUCCGGAAACUGAAACACAACAGAACGUGAAACCAAUUCCUCAUCCUCAGAUGCGCAAAGAUUUUAACUGAACUGUCGUAUUUCAAUACUUCAAUAAGAAAGAACUUACUGUAUCUUGAGGUGGUAGAAAAUACAGAAGGCCAGUAACGGGUCAUAAUGACUUAUUGUGGAUAACAAAGAUAUCUUUUCUUUAGAAAACUGAAAAGAGAGCAGAGAAUAUACACAAAAUGAUAGAUUUGACCUCCUCCCUGUUAUUUUCCAGUAGCUGGGAUUUUAAACUAGAUGACCUCAUUAACAGAUGCUUUACCAAACAGCAAACCAAGAGAUUGCUAAUUGCUGUUGAAAGCAAAAUGCUAAUAUUAAAGUCGCAAUGUUCUUUAUAACAAUAAUGGAAAUUAAAAAAAAAAAAAAAGAGAGAGAGAGAAAAAAAUAACCCUCAAGGGCAUGAGCAUUGGAUACAGCAGUAGACAUUUUAACAAGAAGAUGAAUGGCGUCCGUGGGUUACUGACUGAACUUUGAAGACCCGCAUCAAAACGCGCAGAUGUGCAGCAGAUUGGAAGGAGACACAGAUGUUCAUUUUUUUUCCUGUUUCUAAAAGAAAUAAAAUAAUACCCAGGUCAACAGAAUGAAAAAUGAAAGAUGAUUUGCAGUGGGAUGUAGGACUACAGCAGCAAAGAAAAAAAAUGCCAUAAUGCAAAAGGCUUUUUUUUUUUUUCCUUUUAAAUACAGAAAUAAGGGACACAGCCUGCAGUUAAUUAGCAUCCUGGCAGCUUUGACAUCAGCCAGCUGCUCCAACUAAACCUUUCAACAUUUCUUCACUUUUUUUGCAAGGUUCCACAGAGUAUGACAAUCGGGUCUAUUCCAGCUCAUUCAUUUUUGUAUUGAAAAUUAAUAAUAGUUAAUAACACGGUGGCUCCAGCCCCUUUCCAAAUUCUUUCCACCCAUCCUGUUUGGAUUUUUAAUUAAGAAAAUAAAAAAAAACGAAAAAAAAAAAAAAAAAAAAAAAAAAAAGAAAGAAAAAACCCCCUAGUAGUUCUCUUGGUGUUAAAACACUUCUGUCCUGUGAGGUUUCCCAAUGGUGUUUU
This is a messenger RNA of Sturnus vulgaris (Common starling), 9239 nucleotides long. RefSeq names its product RUNX1 partner transcriptional co-repressor 1 (gene RUNX1T1). The record is from RefSeq and is a predicted model, not a curated record. Gene Ontology annotation, cellular component: nucleus. Gene Ontology annotation, biological process: DNA-templated transcription; negative regulation of DNA-templated transcription. NCBI's taxonomy places the organism in Eukaryota, Metazoa, Chordata, Aves, Passeriformes, Sturnidae. Gene Ontology annotation, molecular function: transcription corepressor activity.